AUGGGUAACAGGAGAGAGGAAGCAACAGAGCAGUGGGGGGAGGAGGGGGCAGAGGAAGGAAAGGGAAGCAAGGCCAUGAAGGGGAGGGGAAGGGAUGGGAGGGCAAGAAGGAACAAGGGGGAUAACAAGGGUGGAUCAGGGAGGUCGCAGACAGGAGACAGGAGAAGAGGUAAGAGGGCGGGGAGAAAGGAGAGAGACGGGGAGAGCAGGAAAGGAGGGAAGGAGGAGCAGCGCCUAGAAAAAAGCACAGAAGGGAAGGAGAGGAGCGGGGGGGGAACGGUCAGACAUGAGCCACAAAAGAGGCAAGGAGGGCACAGGAGGACGCAGCAAGGACAAAGAGAAGAGAGGAAAGCUAGCAGAAGGAAGGAGAAGCAAAAGGAGAAGGGGAGGCAGGACACAGAGGAGGAGCAGGAGGAAGAGGAAGAGAGGCCGCAGAAAGUAGAAGCAGGAGGGGGGGGGAAACAGGGAAGGGAACAGAAGACAAGGGGCAGAGAAUAG
Molecule: messenger RNA, 498 nt
Organism: Knipowitschia caucasica
Lineage: Eukaryota; Metazoa; Chordata; Actinopteri; Gobiiformes; Gobiidae
Source: the annotation of a GenBank genome assembly